Chondrus crispus (carragheen) is the source of this 2931-nucleotide messenger RNA. RefSeq lists its product as hypothetical. Gene Ontology annotation, molecular function: single-stranded DNA binding; single-stranded DNA helicase activity; ATP binding. The record is from RefSeq and is a predicted model, not a curated record. The transcript has a single exon. Lineage: Eukaryota; Rhodophyta; Florideophyceae; Gigartinales; Gigartinaceae. Gene Ontology annotation, biological process: double-strand break repair via break-induced replication; DNA replication; mitotic DNA replication initiation. Bases 1 to 2931 code for a protein of 976 amino acids. Gene Ontology annotation, cellular component: MCM complex; nucleus.
AUGGCAAACGAACCGUCACGCACAACGGAGGAUACAGCUGACGCAGGGCCCGCCGCAUCUUCUCGUGAUGCAACUGCUUCACAAGAUGGAGCCCAGCCUUCGUCAACGGACACAGCUCGAAUUCCUGAUAGCGAAGAGGUUGACGAGCUAGAGGAAGACGUAGAAGCCGAGAGGAUGCUUGCCGAUGGUGUUGCUGAAGUCGUCACGGCUCGUCCAGUGGAGGAGGAGGAGGAUGACGGCGAGGAUCUUCUUGGCGAGGACAUGGUCAAUGAUUACCGCCCCUUGGAGCAACUUGAUCGAUAUGAGGUUGAUGAGGCAGCGGAAAAUGAUGCCGUUGAGGAGAUGAGUGUUGCCGCUCGUCGCCGAGCCGAGAGGGAGAUGCGUGAAACAGACCGUCGCGCCAACCGUGCCAGGAAUAUCAGAGGACGUGCAGGGGCUGGCCAGAUCAACAACGAUGACUCUGACUCAGACGAAGAAGGAGAGGCCGGCUUUCAGAGACGCCGAGCUCAUCGUGACGCCCGUCGGGAGGCCAUCCUUUCAAGACACCGCUCCACUCGAACGACUGACUCGGUCGCUGAAGGGUCUCAGGCUUCUGGCCCGCGUGCCUCUCAAGGCGAUGGAACCCCUGCUCUCAGCUAUCGCGAUGAUGAACACGAUGGGGUUAAUAACGCCGAGCCAUUUGAUCUUGAUGCGAAUGCGAAUCAAGGACAGUCGGUGGUUGCAAUCCUUCGUGACGACGCAGCUCGCAAGGAGGUUUUCAAUCGUUUCACUUCCUUUCUUCGGACAUACUCUGACGACAGGACGGAUUCUCUUGUUUACAUGGAUCGCAUCCGUAUGAUGGCCGCCGAGAACGGUCAGAGCUUGGUUGUCAAUUUCAAGCACUUUUCUGUUGCAGAACCGACUGUUGGCAUUUGGCUCGCUGACGCCCCUACCCACAUUCUCGAAAUCUUCAACGAAGCUGCGACGGACGUCACAAUUAACAUUUUUCCUGAGUAUGAACGAAUCCAUCCAGAGAUAUUUGUCCGUAUUUCAGAACUCCCAGUAUCUGAUCACCUCAGAGAUAUUCGCCAUAUCCACCUGAACACCUUGAUUAAGGUAUCGGGCGUAGUAACGCGGCGCUCUGGGGUCUUUCCCCAUCUUCGCAUGGUCAAGCUGAACUGUGAGAAGUGCAAACGUGUUCAAUCCCCGACCUCCACUACUUCAAAAACUCCUGAGAGAAGUAUGACUGUUUGUUCCGAGUGUGGUUCUAGAGGUCCUUUCACAGUCAAUUCAGAACAAAGUCUGUUUGGUAACUUUCAGAAGGUUAAUUUGCAGGAGAGCCCAGGCUCUGUACCAGCUGGUCGGCUCCCGCGAUACAAGGAAGUGAUACUCUUGAAUGAUCUGAUUGACUGUGCACGCCCAGGAGAGGAAAUUGAAGUCACGGGUGUCUACCGGCACAACGUUGACCCUUCCAUUAACAUCACCAACGGCUUUCCGGUGUUUGCAACGGUUAUUGAGGCCAAUUACAUUCGGAAGAUGGAAGAUGCACACGCUGAUAUGGCACUUACUGAUGAUAACAUCGCUGAGAUUCGGCAACUCUCCAAGGACACGAGAAUUGCUGAAAGAAUAUUUGCGUCCAUGGCACCCAGUAUCUACGGACACGCAAACAUCAAGAGAGCAAUCGCUCUUGCCCUUUUCGGCGGGCAGUUUAAGGAGGUCGGCGAGAAACAUCGUAUCCGCGGAGACAUCAACUUGUUGAUGAUGGGCGACCCGGGAACGGCAAAGUCGCAAUUCUUGAAAUACGUGGAGAAGACUGCCCACCGUGCUGUCUACGCAACUGGAAAAGGUGCUUCAGCCGUUGGUCUAACUGCUGUCGUCCAUCGUGAUCCCGUGACAAGGGAAUGGACACUUGAGGGGGGCGCCCUUGUGUUAGCAGACAGAGGAGUUUGCCUCAUUGAUGAAUUCGACAAGAUGAACGAUGCUGACCGUACAUCAAUUCACGAAGCUAUGGAACAACAAAGUAUCUCAAUAUCAAAGGCUGGCAUUGUCACAACUCUGCAAGCGAGAUGCUCUGUUUUUGCUGCUGCAAAUCCUGUGAAGGGAAGAUAUGAUCCUUCUAUCUCGUUUUUCGAUAAUGUUGAUCUCACUGAGCCGAUUCUUUCUCGUUUUGAUGUUUUGUGUGUCGUGAGGGACACGGUCGACUCAACACAGGACGAGACUUUAGCGAAGUUCGUCGUUGAUUCUCAUGUGCGGUCACACCCGCAGAAGGAUGAAGAGGAUUUCGACAACCCAGACAUGGAUUCAAACAGAUUGGCCGACAUGCUGGAGUACAGCGCUGAUGGGAUUGAACUCGUUCCACAAGGAAUGUUGAGAAAGUACCUCCUCUAUGCAAAAAACAAUGUACACCCGAAGCUGACCGAUAUGGACAAGGAGAAGAUUUCGUCCCUUUACAUUGACCUGCGAAAGGAGUCAAUGUCGUCGGGAGGAAUGCCCAUUGCGCUCCGUCAUCUUGAGUCUAUUGUUCGAUUGGCGGAGGCCCAUGCAAAACUGCACUUGCGCGAAUACGUUCGAGAAGAUGACAUCAACAUGGCUAUCGCAGUGAUGCUAGAAUCAUUUUUCGCAAGCCAAAAGUACUCCCUGAUGCGUCAGCUUCGGCGACGCUUUCAUAAGUAUCUGGCCUACCGGAAGGACGAUAAUGAGCUUCUAUUCUACGUACUUAGUGGGUUGGUCCGCGACUAUGCUGCCACUCAGCUGGUUCUUCGUCCGAACAACAGCGCGGAAGAAACAUCUGAACACGCCCCUAAACAAGUCGAGGUGGACCUCGAUGACUUUGAGGCCCGCGCUCGUGAAAUGAACGUGUUUUCUUGUGAAGGCUUUUACAAGUCCAGGCUGUUUGCUCAGCGGAGCUUCAAGGUUGACAAGAAUAGGGGUAAAAUCAUCAAAGUUAUGUAG